AUGGGCCUGUUCUCGCUCGUGCGCGACGACCGCGCCAUGCUGGUCGGUCUCGGCAUCGCGUCGGUCGGCAUCUUUGUGGGCAUGCGGGCGGUGCUGCUGCGCUUCCGCGACUCCAGCGAGAUCAAGCCGAUUCAGCCGAAGCUACGCUACAUCACGCAAGAGACCGAGGACGCGCUACCGGCGGCGACGCUGGGACGCCUGCUGGGCCACUACAACUACUCCAUCCGCGAGACGACGGCCAAGAUUGUGUGCGACCGCGCCGUCAAUGACCCGCUGACCCUGCAGCUGCUGCUCUGGGGCAUCACGCGCGACAGCUACGAGGAGCGCAUGAAGAACCUACGGGCCCUGGCGAUGCUGACCGAUCUAGACAGCCUACACCUGCUCGACACGCCGACGGCCUACUCGGCCUUUGUCCGGUCGCUGCAGCUCUGCGUCGGCGAGACCCAGUACGACAUGAUCGACGACGACUUUUUCGACGAGUACUAUCUGCGCGACAUUGCCGAGAAGCUCUGCCUCAUGUUCGUCGACCAGCUGGUCCACAAGUGCAAGCACGGCGUCGACCGCCUCGUCCACGCCGGCUUCGUCGACCGCUGGCUGGCCAAACAGCGCUGGGGCACCACCGACGACCAGCGCAUCGACAACUUUGACCGCUACCUGCGCUUCCGCGGCAACCGCAUCGCUGACAUCUGCAAGCGCCUCUACCACUCGCCCGCCGGCUACGCCGCCCUCGAGCGCGCCCGUCUGGUCCGGCCGCACAGCCACCGCCACCACCGCCACUACCGGCUGUACGACUGUCCGCUCGAGGUGCCGGGGGAGAGGGAGACGGUCGAGAGGCAUCCAGUGCAAACCCGCCCAGAGCCUUUGACCGAUCAGGAACGACGCGCAGACACAUCCAGCCAGGACGACUCCCCACCCGCGGACGACGAGUCCCAGACGCACGAUGCGGCGUCGGCGCAGACUCGGCAGCACGGCCAGAACACGCAGGAAGGACAGCGGAUCCGGCGGCAGCACCGCGAGGCCAUGGUGCUCAACGACGGCACGCGGCCGCUGAGGCGCGACGACAUCUUUGAGCGUGAGAGCGACAAGCGGCUUCCGACCUCUUCUCGCGGCUCCGGCAUCUCUUCCGUCUCGACACCGAAUCUCGGCUCUCUCUUCGCUUCCCACGCGCGCCUGGGCCAGGCCCAACCUCCACCACCCCUGCCCCCGGUGCCGCCUCCGCUGCUCAUCCGCAAAGCUUCGGUCGCUGCCCUGACCUCGUCCUCGCUGGCCACCAUCCCCGAUGACACCGAGUUCUACGCCUUUGACACUCUGAACGAACCGCUUUGGCGCCUCUCUCUGGGCCCGGGCUCAUCUCUGCCCACCGGCCCCGACGUUGCUGUCGGCGAUGCUGUCGAUGUGCCUGGUGGCCUGACCGGCGUCGUACGCUUUGUUGGCUCUGUUGCUGGCCGCAGAGGCGUCUUUGCAGGCGUCGAGCUGCACUCCGAAUAUGCAUCUCGCGGCAAGAACAGCGGCGACGUAGAUGGCAUUUCCUACUUUUCCACUGCCACACCUGGUGCCGGCAUCUUCCUUCCCGUCUCCAAGGCCCAGCGCCGUGACUCGACUGUUGGGCCGCUAUCUCCCACCGCCAGUGGCAUCGGCCUGAAGCUAGGGAACCAGAACUCCACAAACUACACCCCACCCACGCCGUCACUGUCGAAAUUCAGCCAGUCUAUGAGCGCUGCCAGUGCUUCCCGCGCCUCCAGUCCCCAGGGCAAGCGUCCGUCGCUCCGAACAUCUCUGUCGCGGCCUGAAUCUCCUGUUCGCCGCAUGCAGAUGACACCAGUCCCACAGCGGCCGUCCAUCACGCCUGCGCCCGGGCGCUUUGCCAGCCCAACAAAUAAGUUCUCCCAGAGCCUGCGAGCCCCAUCGGCCGCCGGCGUGGGAGAUCCCAGCAAGAGAGGCCUCUCCCUUCGACCCGAUUACUCCAACAGCAUUGGUCCGCGCAGCGUCUCGGCCCUGGGCGCUGCGUCGGUGUCCAGCUUCGACGAUGACGUACCUCCCAUGGGUCUAGGACGCACGAGGGUGAAUGGUGCCGGUGGCAGCGGCAGCGCAAACGGUCCGAUUUUCGAACAGAGGGAGCGGUCUCCGUCCCACACACUGAGGUCCCCGUCUCGUGCAAUGCGGCCGCCAUCCCGCGCGAGCAAUGCCAACUACGGAAGUCCGGUCGCACCCACGGCUAUGGACGCCGAGCUGGAGCGGCUGCGUGCCGAGCUCGAAGACCGGGAGCGCCAGCUCAAGGAACAAGCAAACACGCUUGCCGAUAUGGAGAGCAGCCUGACCGAAUUGCAGACACUGAUGGACAGCCCAGACGGGCCUAUGGGCACUGGUGGCGGCGGCGACGGCGGCGUCACCAACAACCGCCGCGACAGUGUCGACGACAAGGAUACAGCGCAGCUGCGCGCUCUUCUGCGUGAGAGGAACGAGAAGAUCGCGAUGCUGACGGCCGAGUUUGAUACACAUCGGGCCGAUUUCCGCAGUACUAUCGACACUCUGGAGAUGGCCAGCACCGAGACAGAGCGAGUGUACGAGAAGAAGAUUGAGGACCUGAUGCAGGAGAUCCAUGAGCUAGAGAGCCGCACGACCGACGUGGAUGCGGUGGCCCAGCAGUUGAAGCAGCUGGAAGAGCUCGUGCAGGAGCUAGAGGAGGGCCUAGAGGACGCCCGUCGUGGCGAGGCCGAGGCGCGAGGAGAGGUCGAGUUCCUCCGCGGUGAGGUUGAGCGGACACGGACAGAGCUGCGACGCGAACGCGAGAAGCUGGCGAACGGCAACGGCAACAGCAACGGCCAUGCGGCUGCGCCGGGAUCGAUGCAGACGUCGAAGGAGCUGGAGCAAAAGGACGACGAGAUCCGUGGUCUCAAGGCGAUCAUCCACUCGCUGAGCCGGAACGCAGGCGCCGAGCUGACGGAGAAGGACAGCGGUGCCGUACCUGGCUCCCCGUCGAAGCACCGACGCGGUGAGUCGAUCAACGAACGCAUGGCGCGCGAGAAACUGGAGCGCGAGGUGUCGGACCUGCAUGUGCUGCUAGAGAGGAAGUCGGCACGGGAGACGGAGAUGGAGCUGGAGCUGGAGCAGCUGCGACUCGGAGGUGGAGCUGCACCCACGAGCAGCCAGACGCACCACAUCAGGAUGAAGACGGCCAGCAGCCGGUCAUCACUGCGCGACUCGCGCGACACGAUGGUGCUCCCGCGCGAGCUCCACGAGACGACAGCCGGCGGCGGCGGCAGCAGGUCGCCGGAUUUGGUGCGCAAGGUGCAUCAUGCCCGGGGUGCGACGCUGGACACGAUGCCCGAGAGCGAUGCCUACUCGUCUGUGACGGAUGCGAGCACUUUGUGGUGCGAGAUCUGUGAGGCCAACGGUCACGACAUCCUGACGUGCACCAACAUGUUUGGGCCGCAGAACCAGCAGAACCAGCAGAAUCAACAAAGCCAGCAGCAGCAACAGGCACCGCAGCAGGAGACCACACCAGACCCGUCCGUCUCCUCGGAUAUCCGCACCGGCAAGGACCAGAGCCCAACCGAAACAGAGCCGACGGUCGAGACUAACGGCCACGAGCCGUCGCCACUGGUCGCCCCGCUAUCGCCUGCCCGGACGACAACGCCGACGGCAGUGCCGGCCGAGGUCAAGAUUUUGCCCAACCCCUUGGAGUCGGGUCCCGUGGCCGGCAAGGAGAGCGGCAUGAUCGACACUGACAAGUGGUGCGCGCUGUGCGAGCGUGACGGCCACGACAGCGUGGACUGCCCUUUUGAGGAUGCCUUUUGA
Grosmannia clavigera kw1407 is the source of this 3798-nucleotide messenger RNA. RefSeq names its product cytoskeleton-associated protein. The record is from RefSeq and is a predicted model, not a curated record. The transcript has 5 exons. NCBI's taxonomy places the organism in Eukaryota, Fungi, Ascomycota, Sordariomycetes, Ophiostomatales, Ophiostomataceae. Bases 1 to 3798 code for a protein of 1265 amino acids.